This is a messenger RNA of Heterotrigona itama, 971 nucleotides long. NCBI's taxonomy places the organism in Eukaryota, Metazoa, Arthropoda, Insecta, Hymenoptera, Apidae. The record is from the annotation of a GenBank genome assembly.
UCUCUUCGUAAGAAAGAUUCUCAAUACUAGGAAUAGAAGAUUAAUAAGAGACAGACUAAAUGAAUGUUACGACGAAGAUUGAAUAAUAGAAAUUUUGUAUAAAAUAACUGGCUCUUCUCUCUUCGAGGAAUAAAAAUGACGGAAUUUUUCGCUCGCUGUAAACUUUUUAUUGCAGCUGUCGGUUAAUUUUUACCAAUACAUGAGUUACUAUAAUAUAGAAAGCAAUGGCGGAUUAACACUGCAUUAAGUACAAUUUUAACGAAAUUACAAACGAAGAAGUUAGAAGUUCAAUCUGCCAAAAAAGCAACGUUUGCAGCUUGAACACUAAAAUAAUUUCAAACGUCGCAAUUUUCGAGUGCCUUCAGAUUGAUGAGGACGCGCGUUCCAGAACGCACAUGGUACUAACUACGGCUAGAUCAAUCAUAGUGUUUACUUAAUUUCGUGACCUAUGGCUCUAAUUUAUGACCUCGUUACAUCUCCUCCACCAAGAGCACCUACAAACAGUCUGACGUUCAUCUAACGAUGAUCGAUGCAUUCAUCUUUCCAUAUGUAUCUCAAUUUCGAAUUCAUUCAUGCCAAUGACCAUCUCGUUUUGUUUUCUGCUGUUCUCGUCUCGUAGGCAUCGUAAGGCUCGACUGGCCUUUCUCUCGAUAAUAUUGCUACUAUGCUUGACCUUGCACCCCGGAACUGAAGCCCAGCUAAACUUCUCGACUGGUUGGGGAAAAAGAAACCAAAGGCUCGAAUGGGGUGCCCUUAAAACCGAAUGCGCUUCACAGACUAGACCGUUUCUGGAACAACUGCUAACCGUUUACCAAUUGAUACAGGAAAGAGGAAGCGUUACUGAUCGAAAGCAUCUUUCAUUUUCUUUCGUUUCGUUCGCAGAUGGAAGCGCGAAGGAUGCUGAACUGUCGGAAGCUGAACGAAUAAAUUCAAGAGUGGAUCGGCGGAUUAGAGGAAACAUCGUAGACUAG